Effrenium voratum is the source of this 1941-nucleotide messenger RNA. The record is from the annotation of a GenBank genome assembly. Lineage: Eukaryota; Dinophyceae; Suessiales; Symbiodiniaceae.
AUGAGAAAAUUGACCUUGGCCCUGCUCCUUGCAGGCACAGGCGCAUUUGCAUCCGGCGUUGUCGCCAAGGAUGCAGGCUAUGUCGGAAACGUCGACACCGUUCACGGCGAACAGGCCGCAAAAAGGGCGAGCGGCAAGGUGUUUGUCGACACCAACCGGAAUUCAAGGCUGGAUGCAGGCGAAAGCGGUCUGCCAGGCGUCCUUGUUUCGAAUGGUCGGGAAGUCGUUGUCACCGGACCGGAUGGCUCCUAUGAGUUGCCGGCCUAUGACGACAUGAACCUGUUCGUCACGAAACCCGCCGAGUUUUCUCCGCCGGUCAAUGCGGAUCUGGUUCCGCAGUUCAACUACGUUCACAAGGUGGCCGGUUCCCCGGACCUGCGCUUUGGCGGAAUAAAGCCCACGGGUCCGCUGCCGCAGGCUGUGAAUUUUCCACUGAUCGAGGACAAAGUCGGCGACGAUUUCCAGUGCCUCGUAUUCGGCGACACGCAGCCUUACACAAAUGCGGAGAUCAGCUAUGUGCGCAAAACCGUAGGCAACAUGCUGACCAACCGCGACAACUCCAAAACCCAAUGCCUUCUUUUCGAAGGCGACGUGAUGGGUGAUGAUCUGUCGCUUUAUCCGCGCUUCAAGAAGAUCAUCGCAACCGGCGGCGUGCCGCAAUAUUACGUUGCCGGCAAUCACGACCUGGAUUUUGAUGCCACAAGCGAUGCUGACAGCUUCGAUACCUUCCGCCGCGAAUUCGGUCCGGAAUACUACUCCUUCGACAUCGGUCAGGUGCAUUUCAUCGUUCUCGAUGACGUGCGCUACCCGUGUAACGGUGUCGAUUCCCACGCGUUUUGCGAUCUGUCCGCCAAACCGUCCUACAACGGCGUUAUCUCCGAGCGCCAGCUGGAAUGGCUAAAGAACGAUCUGGCCCAUGUACCGGACGACAAACUGAUUGUUCUCAGUGCCCAUAUUCCAUUCGUCACCUACACGGAUGCCUCCGCGCAGAAACAUCAGGUGGACAAUCUGGACAAACUCUACGAGUUGAUCGGCGACCGGCCGGCACUCGGCCUUUCCGGCCACACUCACACCACCGAACAGAUCCUGCCGGGUGAGUAUUUCAAGGGUUGGAAGGAAGCAACCAAUACCGGACCGGCGAAAUUCCACCAGAUCGUUACGGGAGCCGUUUCCGGCUCCUGGUGGGCUGGCGAUCUCAACAAUUCGGGUGUGCCGCAUGGGACGCAGCGCCUCGGCUCCCCACGUGGCUACUAUGUUCUGGAUUUCUCCGGCCCGGACUAUGUCGAUACCUACAUGACCUUCGAAGGCACCAGGGACGAUCAGUUGCACGUCUCGUUCAAUACGCCUCGGUUCCGCGACUGGGCGGAAAAACUGGUCAGCUACACGGAUCUUUACGAUGUCCCGAGCGACAUCACGCCGCCGGUCACGGUCAACGAUCUCGGCGACAUGGACAUGCUGACGAAGAAGGAUCUCGCCGACACCACCUAUGUUGCCGUCAAUGUCUGGAACGGUUCAAAGGACACCGAGGUUUCAUUCAGGAUUAACGGCGGUUCUGCAUCCGUGGCGAUGCGCACGCAAAAAGGUGACGGCGAAGAAGUCCUCGACGGUCCGACCUAUGCUGACCCACUCGCGCUUGCCAGGCAAUCAACAAACGGCAGAAUUGCUGUGAGGAGCACCGAAGGCGGCGAGGUAAACUCCGGGUUCUAUACCUGGCAAGGCACUCAUUGGACCGGUGCUGCGGGGCCGUUCCAGAACUGGAUGCUGUCCACGAAGUCCAGCCACCUAUGGCGUGCGGAGCUCCCCAAGGACCUGCCGGUCGGUAUCCAUACGCUGGAGGUAACAACAACGGACCGCUACGGACGCUCCUUCCGGCAGACCAAAACCUUCGAAGUUGUUGAAGACCUGCCGCAAAUGACAUGGCAGGAUAAAUUCUGGCAGUAA